Messenger RNA from Uranotaenia lowii, 6318 nucleotides. RefSeq lists its product as uncharacterized. The transcript is spliced from 5 exons. The record is from RefSeq and is a predicted model, not a curated record. Lineage: Eukaryota; Metazoa; Arthropoda; Insecta; Diptera; Culicidae. Gene Ontology annotation, molecular function: zinc ion binding; nucleic acid binding. The coding region runs from base 1 to 6318 and encodes 2105 amino acids. Gene Ontology annotation, biological process: DNA integration.
AUGUUGUACAUCGCCAUUUCCGACCGGGGCAUUUCAAAGUCUUGGUUUAAGCCGAGCGGUCUGGCUAUCAACCAACAAAUCUAUCAAGAAGAGUGCCUCGAUAAAAUCCUGAUGCCGUUCCUGAACGAGCAUCAUGCGGAUGGGAAGUACGUCUUCUGGCCGGACAAGGCGUCUUCCCAUUACGCCAAGAAGACGCUGGCGUACCUUGAGGAGAAAAAGAUACCAUUCCCUUACGUCCAAUCGGACCACAUUAUUGUAGUGCGGGUUUCGGAUAGUUCGCUACAAGACGAUUUCGUGGAAUUACGGAUCCGAAACGUUGUACCCGUUCGCCCGGCACUUUUGACUCUCGCUAACAAUUCUUCAAAUAAUCAUCCGAUGGCGACGGUUCACUCAUCGAGCGAGGAUGAUUUCAACACCACCAAUCAGGACAACUUGAGCAGUUGUGUUGCCUGCGAUCGUCCGGAUUCAGCGGACAAUAUGGUGGCCUGUGAUCAGUGCAAUGGCUGGUGGCAUCUUUCAUGCGCUGGUGUUAGCGCUGGCGUUUCAAAUAGGCCAUGGACUUGCAGCAAGUGCCUUCCUCUUCCGACGAAAACGAUGUCAGCGCGGACUUCAUCUUCCGUCCGAAAAGCAAAGCUCAAUUUGGAGCUAAAGCGCCUGGAGGAAGAAAAGGAGAUCGAGAAAAGGAUCGAAAAGGCCUAUGUUAAGGAGCGCUACCGGAUCAUCGAGGAAUCCCUCAUGGAAGAGGAAUAUGAACAACAUAGUGUUCAUUCUCGGCAGCAUGCGAACCCUGCCGAAAAGUCUGAGCGUGUGACGGAGUGGGUAGCGAGCCAAGCUGGCCCCGAAUUAUUGGGCGCAGAGAGAGGAACAAUCCUCCGAGAAUCGUCAGCAAGAUUACCACUUCCGGAAGAAGCAGCGAAUGAAUUUCCAGAACGGCGAGAGCUAAUUGCAGACGCAAUCAGGAAAUUGCAACAACAGCUGCGCGACUGUCAGCAGCACCAGCAGCCGUCAGCAGAUAAGUUAAGCGAGCUUGAGAAUCAGCUCCAACUGUGUCAGCGGGGAUUGAAAGGUGCUCGAGCUUGGCCGGAAGAAUCAAUCCGACUUCCGAAACCAUUUCCGGAAGCAUUGGGUGAUGGUCCUACACAUCCGACAGGAACGAUUCCGAAGAGCAAGCGUGUUGUUGCCCAACCCAGUCAGCAGAAGCCAUCCAUGCAAGCGGAUAGAAGGCAGCCAACAAUAGAACCGGAAUGUGUUGCGCCGGAACUGAUGUUCAGACCUGAGGCUAUUCCGACAUCGUUAACUGUCGAGGAGCCAGUGCAAGUGCCGCAGAGACGGCAGCUGUUGCCGCCACAAUCAACGAGGCAAAUUGAUAGCGGAGUUCCAGGCAAUCCGAGGCCACUUGGGCCAACUCAAGAGCAGCGUACAGCGCGCCAAGUCUUCUCGGGGGAUUUGCCAACGUUUUCCGGAAAUCCCGCCGACUGGCCUGUUUUUAUUAGCCACUACCAGUACACCACAGAAGCCUGUGGUUUCAACAACGGCGAGAACAUGAUUCGCCUUCAACGAUGCCUGAAGGGUUCGGCAUGGGAGUCGGUUCGUAACAGGCUUAUACAUCCGGGAUCCGUGCCAGCAGCCAUCAAAAUGCUGGAGAAGCGUUACGGUCGACCGGAUUUGAUCAUCGAGACCUUAAUUGAGAAGGUUAGAUCCACACCCCCGCCGAAGGCUGAUAGACUCAACACUAUCAUCGACUUCGGGACACAAGUGCAGGGUCUCUGCGAACACUUGGAGGCCGCGGAUUUGAACGAUCAUCUGAACAAUCCCUCGCUGCUAAAGGAGUUGGUGAGAAAGCUCCCGACCGAAUACCAAAUGCUUUGGGGAAGAUACAUCAGAACGGUCGAGGCCGUGGACUUACGAACGUUCGGGACCUUCAUGGAUGAAACUGUCGACGAUGCAUACGCCGUGACGUCGUACACCGGCGAAUCGAAAGCCAGGCAGUCGAAGCCUGAAAGAUCCAAGCCGGACCGGAGUUUUGUGCACAUUGACGUCGCGGGAAAGUUUGAGAAGCCGAAGGAGCGGAGUAGCUGCCAAGAUGCAGCGGAGUUUAGGAAACGAGUUUUGACUUGUGCCGUGUGCCAGAAAGAGGGGCAUAAGUCCAGAGAAUGUCGAUCGUUCCAGAAGAUGACCGUCGACGACAGAUGGCUUCGUAUACAGAAUUUGGGACUUUGUAAAACGUGCUUGUACAGUCAUGGGACUCGUUCGUGUAGAAACAACACUCGCUGCGGCGUGGAUGGAUGCGAUGCGCGUCAUCACGCACUUCUUCAUUCGACGGAGAAACCAAAGGCAUCCUACAGCUCUGGUCCGAAUCCGAUAUCGAACUACGUUGUGCAUCACGUUCACCAGUCGUCGUUUUCAUCAUUACUGUACCGUGUUAUUCCAAUCACGCUCCACAACGGUAGUUUAUCCGUCGAUGCCUUUGCCUUCAUCGACGAAGGGUCUUCGAUAACAAUGCUGGAAAAGAGUCUGGCAGAAAAACUUCAACUAAACGGGCACUCCCACCCGUUGUGCUUGCAGUGGACAUCCAAUGUGACGCGGAUCGAGAACGAUUCGAAACGAGUGACGUUCGAGAUUUCCGGCAUCAAUAAAUCAAAGAGUUUGCCGUUCGAAGAACUCAAGUCACGUUUUAGUCAUCUUCGAGGAAUUCCGGUGGAUGGUUACGAGAAUGCCAGUCCGCAACUUCUCAUAGGAGUUGACAAUCUACGUUUGGUGGUUCCGCUCAAGGCGCGAGAGGGCGAAGUAGGAGAUCCAACUGCGGUACGCACCCGCCUGGGCUGGUGUGUGUACGGUGGCAAGCGCGACGAGUCAACGCCAACAUUCAGUUAUCACAUUUGUGACUGUCAACAUGAUUCAUCUUUAGACGAGGCAGUGAAGACUUAUCUGACGCUCGACGAAGUUGGAUCGAAAGUGUUCACGCCAGUGCUGAGUGACGAAGACACUCGAGCAACGAAAAUUAUGGAGGAGACUACAAAAAGAGUGGGCGAUCGUUAUGAGUCCGGCCUGUUUUGGAAGUACGACUUCGUAGAGUUUCCAGACAGCUAUCCAAUGUGUCUGAGAAGACUCCAAUGUCUCGAAAGAAGAAUGGGAAAAGAACCGGCGAUGCGGGACAACAUAGUGCGUCAGAUCGAGGAAUAUCAGCAGAAAGGCUACUGCCAUCGAGCGACUCCGGAUGAGCUGCAACAGGCUGACCCCCGACGCACAUGGUACCUCCCCCUCGGCGCGGUCACCAAUCCCAAGAAACCCGGUAAGGUGCGGCUCAUCUGGGACGCUGCAGCCAAAGUCGACGGGGUGUCCUUAAACGCGAUGCUAUUGAAAGGGCCCGACCAGUUGACAUCUUUGCCUGCUGUAUUAUUUCGGUUCCGCCAGUAUCCGGUGGCAGUUUGUGGAGACAACCGGGAGAUGUACCACCAGAUCCUGAUUCGUGAAGCUGAUCGAAGCGCUCAAAGGUUCCUGUGGCGGUCUUAUCCGAACCAGCAGCCAGAAGUUUUCGUCAUGGACGUGGCAACGUUUGGGUCGACCAGUUCACCAGCGACGGCCCAAUACGUUAAGAAUAUCAACGCCCGCCUGUUCGCCGAUAAGUAUCCUGCAGCCGUCGAAGAAGCAAUCAGUGGUCAUUAUGUUGAUGACUAUGUGACUAGUUUUCGGAGCGUGGCUGAGGCCAAAGAAGUUACGUCCCAGGUGAGGGCGAUACAUCAACACGGUGGUUUCGAACUUCGUCAGUUCUGUUCGAACAGCGACGAGGUCAUGCAGUUUCUUGGAGAGGUCAAGGCACAUCCAGUGAAGAACAUGUGCCCAACUAAGGGAGAAAACUCCGAACGUGUGCUUGGUAUUUUGUGGGAUACGGAACACGAUGAGCUGCGGUUCCCAACGAAGAUGCGGGAAGACAUGGAGAAGUUAAUCACUACACAGGAGAAACCAACGAAGCGACAGAUACUCCGGUGUGUGAUGACGAUGUUCGAUCCACUGGGUCUUCUAGCACCGUAUCUGAUCUUUGGCAAGAUCAUUAUCCAGGAAGCCUGGCGCAAAGAGCUCGGUUGGGACGAACCGGUGGACGAUGAAACGCACCAACAGUGGCUGAAAUGGGUCCAAAUGCUUGAACACAUCAACGAUAUCGGCAUCCAGCGAUGCUAUUUCCGAGAGGCGAUCAACGAGGUCGAAGUUCACACAUUUGUGGACGCCAGUGAGAUUGCAUAUUCCUGUGUGACGUAUUUUCGCUCAACGAACGCUGCCGGAGAAGUAAAGGUUGCGCUGGUAGGCGCGAAGUCCAAAGUUGCACCCCUGAAGGCGUGGUCGAUACCGCGCUUAGAGCUGCAAGCGUGUGUGUUAGGUGCACGUCAUAUGCGAAGUGUCAUCGAGGGACAUUCGUUGCAGAUCAAGAAGCGAGUGUUGUGGUCCGAUUCCGGAACAGCGCUGAGCUGGAUCAACGGAGAUCCCCGAAAGUUUAAUAGAUUUGUAUCGUUCCGAAUCUGCGAGAUCUUGGAGCUUACCACUCGGAAGGAGUGGAGAUGGGUUCCAUCGAAGAACAAUCCAGCGGAUGAGGCUACGAAGUACGGUUCCGGGCCUUAUUUUGCCAAAACGAGUUGCUGGUUCGACGGGCCAAGUUUUUUGGUGCAUCCUGAAGCAGUAUGGCCAGUGUGGAAAGCUUCACCAACUACCGAAGAAGAACUGAGGCCAUGUUACUCCCACAAAGAAGUUCCGCUUCCAGAGCCCGUAAUAGCUUAUCGUGAGUUUUCUCGAUGGUGCCGAAUCUUGAGAGUUACAGCCUUUAUGCACCGCUACAUUAAUAACUUGAAGCUGCCUGAAGAACGGCGAAAUUUUGGCUGUCUAUCCAAAGCAGAACUCCAAAAGGGAGAACAAAUAUUGUUCCGAUUGGCGCAGAGUGAGAGCUUUCCCGACGAACUCAUUACUCUCAAACAAAACCUACGUUGCCCUAAAAAAGAUCGCAAAGCCCUGGAGAAGUCAAGUCAACUCUAUCGUCUUUCGCCAAUGUUAGACGACUAUGGAAUUCUUAGGGUCGACGGAAGGAUCGGAUUAGCACGGAACGUGUCGGCGGACGUCAAGUUUCCGGUUAUACUGCCGAAACGGCAUCACUUGACCUACCUGUACAUCGACGAACUUCACCGGAAAUACAACCACGGCAACAACGAGACGGUGGUGAACGAGGCGCGACAACGCGUGCAGAUCCCAGCGCUGCGCUCAUUGGUGAAGAACGUCGCAAAAAAUUGUCAGUGGUGUAAAAUUUACAAGACGAGGCCAAUUGUACCGAGGAUGGCGCCGCUACCAGCAGCUAGAUUGUCGCCACAGUUUCGCCCGUUUACCUUUGUCGGGCUAGACUACUUUGGUCCAGUGGUAGUCAAGAUCGGAAGGAGCAGUGUCAAGAGGUGGGUGGCCUUGUUCACUUGCCUCACCAUACGUGCUGUCCAUUUGGAGAUUGUCUUUUCUCUAUCAACUGAAUCCUGCGUUGCCGCUGUUCGUCGCUUCAUCAGCCGCCGAGGGUCGCCUUCAGAAAUCCACAGCGACAACGGAACGAACUUCCAGGGGGCUGAAAGAGUACUCCGUGAGCAGAUCAACGCCGGUCUAGAGGCCACCUUUACCAACCAGAAUACUUCUUGGCACUUCAUCCCACCUGCCGCUCCACACAUGGGAGGUGCCUGGGAGCGGAUGGUGAGGUCGGUGAAGGCUGCGCUUGCUGAAGCAUACUACGAGCGACUUGAUGACGAGAAGCUGCACACACUACUGGUCGAAGCCGAGUCGAUCGUAAAUAGUCGCCCCUUAACCUACUUGCCGUUGGAUGCAGCUGAGAGUGAAGCCCUGACACCCAACCACUUCCUGCUAGGGAGUUCCGACGGUGUCCGCCAGCCGCCUACCGAAGAUGUGUGUGACAACAAGUUGCUGGGGAAUUCCUGGAAUUUACUGCAGAGACAGCUGAAUACUUUUUGGAAGCGCUGGACGAACGAGUAUUUGCCGACACUGACGAGGCGAACGAAAUGGUUUGACGAGGUGAAGCCCGUUGAACCAGGCGAGUUGGUUGUGUUGGUGGAGGAUCGUAGGCGGAACGGAUGGAAAAGAGGGCGUGUCCUGAAGGUGAUUACGAAUCCAGACGGCAGGUGUCGUCAGGCGAUUGUGCAGACGAGUGAUGGGACGUUUCGUCGGCCGCUAUCGCGCCUGGCUGUGUUGGAGGUACAAGAUCGUGGAACCCAGCCGGAUUCCACCGGGGGGAGGAUGUUGCCACAAGGGCAAUUAGACCGGGAGCUGACGACACCCCAAUGA